UUUCUUCAGUAUUCAAUUUGAGUUCAUCUUCCGUGAUUCGUGACCAACUUUCUCCAACUUCCUAAUCAUAUUUUUAUACUUUUUAUUUCGAAAUGGCGCGUUAUUUCAAAGAACAAGAUAUCGAUGAAUUCCGUGAAUGCUUCUACCUGUUUGCGAGAUCCGGGCAGAUUACGUCAUUGGAUGAGCUGACUGUUGUGAUGCGAUCCCUGGGAAUGAGCCCUACCAUUCAGGAGUUGGCUGGUUACCUGAAAGGCAAGGGUGGAAAGAUGUCAUUUGCAGACUUCUUGGAGGUGAUGCACAUUCACUCGCGCGCCGAAAACCUGCCUACUGAGGUUGUCAACGCGUUCAGGGCCGGCGACACGGAGAAACGCGGCGUCAUCCCGGCGCGGCAGCUGCGCAACCUGCUGCAGAACUGGGGCGAGGGUCUCUCUGCGAGGGAGGUGGACAACAUCUUCCGCGAAGCCAACGUGUCGAACAACGGUGCCGUGCGGUACGAGGACUUCGUCAAGAUUUCAUGCGCGCCUGUACCCGACUACUACUAACAGUUUAUUGACCAAUAGUAAACCU
This is a messenger RNA of Cydia amplana, 567 nucleotides long. Its product is annotated as calmodulin-like protein 4. Lineage: Eukaryota; Metazoa; Arthropoda; Insecta; Lepidoptera; Tortricidae. Gene Ontology annotation, cellular component: myosin II complex. The transcript has 6 exons. The coding region runs from base 93 to 542 and encodes 149 amino acids. Gene Ontology annotation, molecular function: calcium ion binding. The record is from RefSeq and is a predicted model, not a curated record.